Dichomitus squalens LYAD-421 SS1 is the source of this 1731-nucleotide messenger RNA. RefSeq names its product cytochrome P450. Gene Ontology annotation, molecular function: oxidoreductase activity, acting on paired donors, with incorporation or reduction of molecular oxygen; iron ion binding; monooxygenase activity. The transcript is spliced from 14 exons. NCBI's taxonomy places the organism in Eukaryota, Fungi, Basidiomycota, Agaricomycetes, Polyporales, Polyporaceae. The coding region runs from base 1 to 1632 and encodes 543 amino acids. The record is from RefSeq and is a predicted model, not a curated record.
AUGGCUUACACCGUGGGUGGUGUGCCCAUUUCCUUGGUUGCUGGCUUUGUCGGCCUUGUGUGGUUGGUCCGCAAGAAGCUCAUUGCCAUCUAUGUCACCCCCAUCGUGGCUUUGAGAGGACCACCUAGCCCAAGCAUAUUGUAUGGCAAUUUCCAGCAGUUGGGCAAAGUCGCGGACCCCACUCUUCUCCAGAAGUGGAUGGACGACUAUGGGCCGACAUUCCUCGCACGAUUGUUCAUAUUGAUGCCGUGCUUAUGGACGGCUGACCCUCGAGCGAUCAAUCAUAUCAUCACGCAAUCCGGAAAGUACUUCAAACCCAGAGAUGGCCGCAAGCAAGCCGCGCAAAUUCUUGGAGAGAGCCUCAUUAUUGCCGAAGGGGAAUCUCACAAACGGAUGCGCAGGGUGAUGAACCCUGCGUUUGGCCCAGCACAAGUCCGCGAGUUGACAUCUAUAUUUGUGGAGAAGGCCACUGAGCUGCGCGAGUACUGGAAGUCUGCCAUGGUUAAAGAAGGCGGCACGCUUAGAGUGAACGUUAUCGAGGACCUCAGCAAGACGACGCUUGAUGUGAUCGGAUUGGCAGGAUUCGAUCACAACCUGGACUCGUUGAAGCCCGGGAGCGAACGCAAGGAGCUCAAUGCCGCUAUUCGGCAUCUCUUCAAAAAGCCACCAAACAUGACGGUCUUUCGCGUUCUGCUAGAUUAUGCGCCUUGGCUGAACCUCUUUCCGGAUGAGCGCCUGCGAAAUCUCAUCGAGGCGCAGAAAGUUAUGCGUCGCGUUGCACGGCAGCUCAUCGAAGACAAGAAGGCAGCGAUCAAGGCGUCAUCAGAGGACGACGAGCAUGUCGGGCGAGGGAGCGUUCAUGGGCGCGAUCUCCUCACGCUUCUGAUCAAGGCAAAUAUGGCAUCGGACAUUCCUGUAGAUCAACGUUUGUCGGAUGAUGAAGUUUUGUCUCAGAUUCCGACCUUCCUUCUCGCUGGCCAUGAAACCACAAGCGUAGCGACUACAUGGGCUCUGUAUGCCCUAAGCGAGUCCCCUCGUAUCCAGAGAAAGUUGCGCGAGGAACUCCUUGCAGUUCCUACGGAGACUCCUACGAUGGAGGAUCUGCAUGCUCUUCCGUAUCUCGACCAGUUCGUGCACGAGACUCUCCGCUUGUAUCCUCCGGUGACGAACACAAUGCGCGCGGCCAACGAAGAUGACGUGAUCCCCCUCGGGGAGCCGAUCAUCGACAAGAAGGGGAACGUACUACAUGAGAUACCAGUGGCAAAGGGUACUCGUAUCGUGAUCCCCAUUCUUGCAGUUCACAGGUCGAAGGCAAUCUGGGGCGAAGAUGCCCUUGAAUUCAAGCCGGAGCGCUGGGAGAAUUUGCCGGAAACAGUUUCCAGCGUUCCGGGUGUCUGGGGCCAUCUCCUUACGUUCCUCGGUGGUCCACACGGAUGCAUCGGGUACAGGUUCUCGGUCACCGAGCUGAAGGCUCUCCUCUUCGCCCUCGUGCGCGAGUUCGAAUUCGAGUUGGCCGUGCCGCACGGAGACAUUGUGCCGAUGGGACUGCUGGUGCAGCGGCCGGUCGUUCGGAACGAGCUCAACAAGGGGUCGCAGAUGCCCAUGAUAAUACGGCCAUACCAGCCGUCGUGACUUUUGGAGCUCGGAACGUCGUCGACUCUAUCGCUCUGGCGGUGUGAGGGGCUCACGUUAUAUUCGUGAUUAGUACGUGUAGUAUUUCGAGUAGCAGCU